Closterium sp. NIES-65 is the source of this 3090-nucleotide messenger RNA. The record is from the annotation of a GenBank genome assembly. NCBI's taxonomy places the organism in Eukaryota, Viridiplantae, Streptophyta, Zygnematophyceae, Desmidiales, Closteriaceae.
AUGCGACUGUUCAAGUCGUUUUCGGGAGGUUACGACAAGGUCACGGCGAUUGAUUGGUCUCCCGACGGAAAGUGGAUCGUGGCCGCAAACAAGGAUUUAACGGCCAGGAUUUACUCCCUGGAUUCCCUCAAAAUGUACAAGCCGGUGCGACUGACUGGGCACAAGGAUGUGAUUAUAGGCGCGUUCUUCUAUGGAGGGGGCUCUGCCAUUAUGACUGGAGCUGGCCCAAACUUCAAACGGGCGGACGUGGCUCUGGGUUUAAGGGGGGUUCAGGGGGGACAGGAGGGGCUGGGGGAGGGACCCGGGGGGGCGGAAAAGGCGCUGCGGAUAUACACUGUGUCGAAAGACGGCGCGCUGUUCUCGUGGUUCUUCGACCCGCUGCACAAGGGCUGGCGGAGGCGGAAGGGGAAGGGGCGCAGGGCCAGCAGGGGGGACCAGGGGGAUAAGGGGGUAAAGGUUUAUAAGAGGUCUAAGGAGGGGGAAGGCGGGGAGGUGGUAGAUGAUGGCGGGGAGGAUGGGGAUGAUGAGGAGGGGAAUGAGGAUAAGGAGGAGGGGGAGGAUGAUGAGGAGGAAAAUGAGGAGGAGAAUGAGGGGAAGGAUGUGAAGAAAGGAGAGAAAGGGAAGACGAAGGAAGGGGAGGAAGACGAAGAGGAAGAGGAAGAGGAGGAGGAGGAGGAAGAAGAAGAGGAGGAAGAGGAAGAGGAGAAAGGGGCUGAGGUGGAGGAGGAUGGUGAAAUGGAGAAGGAAGCAGAGAAGGACGACGAGGAGGAAGAUGAGGAAGAGGAGGAGGAGGAUGAGGAGGAAGUGGAGGAGGAGGAGGGGGAUAAGGAGGGGAAUGAGGAGGAGGAGGGGGCAGAGGAGGAGGAGCAGCCAAGGAAGAGAACAAGGCUGGCGAAACAUUUCUUCAUGCUGCCCAAGGCGCGCCUCACCUCCUGCGACCUGCACAAGCCCACCAAUCUCCUCGUCGCCGGCUUCUCCUCGGGCAUCUUUGGGCUUUACCAGCUGCCCGAGUUCGCCACGCUGCACCUCAUGUCCAUCUCCCGCACCAAAAUCUCCUCCGUCUCGUUCAACGAGGCGGGGGACUGGGUGGCAGUGGGCUGUGCGCGCCUGGGGCAGCUGCUGGUAUGGGAGUGGCGAUCGGAAACCUACGUGAUGAAGGUUCAGGGUCAUUUCUAUGAUGUUAGCUGUGUUGCGUUCUCUCCGGACGGCACCCGUGUGGUAACCGGAUCGGACGACGCCAAGGUGAAGGUCUGGAGCCUCGCAUCGGGGUUCUGCUUUGUAACACUCGCCGAGCACACCGGCCCGGUUACCGCCGUGGCAUUCCUCCCGUCCGGCGGCGCGGGGUCGGCAGCGGCCGCGGCGGCGGGCGGCGCGGGCGGCGGCGGGGGCGGCGGGGCGGUGGUGAGCGCGUCGCUGGACGGCACGGUGCGGGCGUUCGACCUCUUGCGGUACCGGUGCUUCCGCACUCUCACCACGCCGCAGCCCGUGCAGUUUGCGUCUCUGGCUGUGCACCCGUCGGGCGAGGUGGUGUGUGCGGCGAGUCAGGAUGACUUCCAGGUGUACGUGUGGAGCAUGCGCACGGGCCGGCUGCUGGACGUGCUGUCAGGGCACGAGGGGCCGGUUCACAGCCUCUCUUUCUCUCCCACGCAGGAACUGUUAGCAUCAGCAGCGUGGGACAGCACGUGUCGGCUGUGGGACGUGUUUGAGGCCAAGGGUGGCACAGAGCCCCUCCCGCACUCGCACGAGGUGCUCGCCCUCGCCUUCCGCCCGGACGGCCGCCAGCUGGCGACCGCCACGCUGGACGGCCACAUCCACCUGUGGGACCCCCUCGAGGGCGAGCUGCAGGGUAGCAUCGAGGGGCGGCGAGAUUUGGUUGGUGGGGCGGCGGCGGCGGGCGGCAAGGGCAGCAAGGCCGCGCGGGGGGCGCUGCGGCUGGGGGAUAAGAGCUUUCGGAGUCUGUGUUACUCGGCGGAUGGGUGCUUUUUGCUGGCUGCUGGGACGAGCAGAUACGUUUGUCUGUAUGACGUGGCGGAGAUGGUGAGUGAGUGGUGCUGUGCGCUGCUGCUGCGGCGCUACCUGAUAACGAGCAACAAGUCUCUCUCAGGCGCCAUGGACUCGCUCAACCCGCACCGCAUGACGGACGCAGGCCCGCUCGACAUCCUCGAUAUAAGCGACUCUGAUUUGGACGACAACGACCUCGACGACUCGCACCGCCAGCGCCGCCACACGCUGCUUGGCUCCGACCUCCCCGGGGCGGCGAGAAACGGCAGCCAGCGCCGCCCGGAGAUCCGCGUGAAGGCAAUCCAAUUCUCGCCGACCGGGCAGUCCUGGGCGGCGGCGACAACUGAGGGGCUGGUGGUGUUUGGGUUGGAUGAAGGGGUGGUGUUUGACCCGUCAGAUUUAGACAUGGAUGUUACGCCUGCGGCUGUAACGGCUGCUACAGCCGCUGGGCUGCAUGCCAGGGCGAUACAGAUGGCGCUGCGGCUGAAUGAGACGAAGCUGCUACAGGAUGCAAUGAUGGCGGUGCCGCCCGAGCGGCUGGGUGCAACAGUGUCGGCGCUGCCGAGGAAGCGGCUGGGGAAGGUGGUUGCGGCCGUGGCAGCAAUGCUUGAGGGACGACCUGAGCUGGAAUAUGUGCUGCUGUGGUGCAAGGGAGCACUGACUCACAUGCUCACCUCCUCCCUCAUACUCACCUCCUCCCUCAUACUCACCUCCUCCCUCAUACUCACCUCCUCCCUCAUACUCACCUCCUCCCUCAUACUCACCUCCUCCCUCAUACUCACCUCCUCCCUCAUACUCACCUCCUCCCUCGUGCUCACCUCCUCCCUCGUGCUCACCUCCUCCCUCGCGCCGGCACUUGUCUUAUCUCCUGGCAAGGCAUGUAUGGAGUUGGUCCUGCAACACGGCAAGGCUCUCGCCCUGCCGCCUGGCACGCCGGGGCGGGCAGCGCUGCGGCCGCCCAUGCAAGCGCUGUCAAGGGCGCUGACUCAGAUGCACGAUGACCUGGCGCUCUCCGCCUCGUCCAAUCAGCACCUCCUGCAGUACCUCGACUCGCUGCCCGCUUCCCCCGUUGCCACCAUGACUACGUGA